CAAUGGCUGGUCGUCAAGUGCAAUGUAUUGGGAGUUGUUUCUUGCAGUCAUGAUUUAGUUUCUGGAUCCAUGUUGAAGGUGAGAGUCAAACCAGGAGACAACAUCACUCUCUACUGUGACUGCAACAUAUCAUCUGGAGUAUACAUAGUGUGGUACAGGAACUGCUCUCAUGAGAAUCAGCCUUCUCUUAUCCUUGGAGGACAAUAUUCAUUCCAGGAGACCACUGCCACUUAUGGUUCUCAGAAGAUUCCCCCUCGUUUCCAAUUUGUAAGAAACAUUUCUUCUAACUCCUAUGACCUGCUGAUCACGAACAUCACUGAUUCUGAUGAGGGCCUCUACUACUGUGGAACUGAGCAGAUAAGAGUGGAGGAUAAAGAAUACAUUACUCAUAAAUAUGUUUACAGAUAUGGCAACGUCACAACAAGGAUCCUAUUGGAUUCUGACUCAUGCCCUGACUCCAGUGGGUGCAUUUCAAACCAUAUGAUUGCUGUGCCCUGGAUGAUGGUGUUUACUCCAGCCUUCACUAUUCUCUCCUCCUUCAUCUCCUUAAUUUUGGUUUAUCACUUCUGUCAAAAAACAGUUAAGGAACCUCAAAUUCUCCAGAAAAGACCUGACACCAGGGGACAAACAAGACGGGAUCAGGAUGAAGAUGUGUUUUUGACAAAAGUUAUGUUCCGGGCUAUGGAUGGAUAAACACGCCAAUAGGCAGAGGAUGGACGACACAAGGACAUUUGUUUUGUUCAAGCAGAAACCAAAUAGAAUGAAAUGACUUCAAAUUCAAAAGGUUCAAAUUCAGGUACACGGUUUUAGUUGUCAUCUCCUCUUGUUGUUGUCCUGUGGUUGAAGACACUGCUCAAGCAACUGGUGAUUUGUGGCCAAUUUGUUAUCAGGUUUAUAAUCAAUCAGACAGUAAUAAUCUCUUUUUUUCCCCCUAUCUAACAUAUUUUCACCACCUUAAAAUGUACAUUUUGAAUGGUAACUUUGUCAC
This is a messenger RNA of Perca fluviatilis (European perch), 988 nucleotides long. RefSeq lists its product as uncharacterized. Bases 70 to 693 code for a protein of 207 amino acids. Gene Ontology annotation, biological process: response to bacterium. The transcript has 5 exons. Lineage: Eukaryota; Metazoa; Chordata; Actinopteri; Perciformes; Percidae. The record is from RefSeq and is a predicted model, not a curated record.